This is a messenger RNA of Ilyonectria robusta, 945 nucleotides long. RefSeq names its product putative peroxisomal membrane protein PMP47B. The record is from RefSeq and is a predicted model, not a curated record. Gene Ontology annotation, molecular function: FAD transmembrane transporter activity; coenzyme A transmembrane transporter activity; FMN transmembrane transporter activity. Lineage: Eukaryota; Fungi; Ascomycota; Sordariomycetes; Hypocreales; Nectriaceae. The transcript is spliced from 3 exons. The coding region runs from base 1 to 945 and encodes 314 amino acids. Gene Ontology annotation, cellular component: peroxisomal membrane.
AUGUCUGCCAAGACGCCCAUUCCCCAGAACGACAAUGUCGCCCAUGCACUGGCUGGCGCCGGCGGCGGUAUCUUGUCCAUGAUCCUGACAUACCCUCUGAUCACCCUCUCCACGCGCGCGCAGGUCGAGUCCAAGAAGGCCGAGAGCAAGUUCAUCUCAGCCGUCCAGAAGAUUGUCGCGCGCGAGGGCGUCUCGGGGCUUUACUCCGGCAUCAACUCGGCGUUGUUCGGUAUCAGCAUUACCAACUUCGUCUACUACUAUUGGUACGAAUGGACCCGCUCAUUCUUCGAGAAGGCGGCCAUCAAGGCCGGUCGCGCCAACAAGAAGCUCACUACGGUUGAGUCCAUGAUUGCCGGCGCAAUCGCUGGAUCGGCUACCGUGAUCCUCACCAACCCCAUCUGGGUCGUCAACACCCGUGUCACCACGCGCAAGCAGGACAAGGAGGGUGAUAUCGAGGCCGGCGAGGAGGCGAAGCCCGCCAAGGCCCCCAGCACCAUCGGCACUCUGAUGGCGCUCCUCAAGAACGAGGGCCCCCAGGCUCUCUUCGCCGGCGUCAUCCCCGCGCUGGUGCUUGUCAUCAACCCCAUUCUGCAGUACACUCUGUUCGAGCAGAUGAAGAACAGGGUUGAGAAGAAACGCAGUGUCACUCCCGGCAUUGCCUUCCUCCUGGGCGCAUUGGGUAAGCUCUUUGCCACGACGGUGACCUACCCCUACAUCACCGUCAAGAGCCAGAUGCAUGUCCAGACCGACCGAAAGGAGGGCAUGUUCAAGGCGCUGAGCCGUGUUGUGCGAGAGGAGGGCUACGCCGGUCUCUACAAGGGCAUUGGUCCCAAGGUCACCCAGAGUGUGCUGACUGCGGCCCUGCUGUUCGCAUUCAAGGAUGCGCUCUAUGAGCAGACUGUUAGACUCCGGAUGGCCGGUGCUCGCAAGAGCCUCGCUGCGUAA